Brassica rapa (field mustard) is the source of this 6793-nucleotide messenger RNA. Its product is annotated as lysine-rich arabinogalactan protein 19-like. Gene Ontology annotation, cellular component: plasma membrane. The record is from RefSeq and is a predicted model, not a curated record. NCBI's taxonomy places the organism in Eukaryota, Viridiplantae, Streptophyta, Magnoliopsida, Brassicales, Brassicaceae.
UUUAAUUAAUUACUGGUCCCGACUCCCAAUUAUAUACCGGUUCUUUGGUCAAUGUAUUGUUUGAUAAAAAUCUUCCAUGUAAUACAAAUUUUAUACUAAACCUAACCUAUACAAUGAACAUAAAGUUGCACGCAAAUCAACGAGAAUUAAUAUAGAUACAGCGACGACCAGUGAAAGUCUCUUGUUAUCUGAAGUUGCAUGCGUCCGGUCAUGAAUUAACACAUGAAAUUAGGCAAGAUUUCAUUAGUAGCAGAUGGACAUUAGUAAAAAAAAAAUUAUCCGCUAAUAAGCACACUAAAAAAACAUUUUUUAAACAAGCGAUGGAAGCAAAUAUAUGAAUAUUCCAGGAUACAUAACAAAAGAGAAGAGACUUCUACGGUCAGGCAAAUAAUUUUUUUUCCUACUUGUUUUCUUGGCUCCAACCUAGCCAAUCUGUUGCUAACAACAACAUCCAAUUGAGAAACACGCUCAACAAUCUCCUUACUCUUCUUUGUCGAUACACUGUGAGCAAUCACCUCACUUCUUGUAAGACCAUCUUCAAAGCUAUCAUGAAGCAAGCAACUUCUUGCUACAAAAGGAUAGUAAGAGUUACCAUUUAUAGGAGACAAUAGUGAAUGUUUUAUACAUGCCACCCAUUAUGCAUCAUAAGAGCAUGCCCAAAUUCUAAAGAAAAAAAAAACAAUUAAUAUUAUACUAAUGCAGUUACUUUUCAUUUUUUUGUUUAUAAAACAUAACUAAUAAAUAGGUGACACAUGUGUGUAUUAGUAUUGGAACGGAUUCUUAAAAGAGCUUAAUUAAAAACUUCUCAAUUUUCUCUUUCUUAGUUUUUCAUUAUUUUAACUAGGGAUCUUCAACCCCGCGCAAGCGCGGGGUGCUUUUGUUUUUUGUUCCGAUUUGGUUAGUCAGCAUUAUCCAUCUCCUUUUAAAAUCGAUUUUUAUCAUUUAUUUAUAAAAGUUAGUCUAUCAAACAUGUUGGUUUUGCGUAAAACGAAAGUGAUUUAAUGAAAGACCCCAAGCUCGAAGACGCCUUCAUCUGCCAUGACCAUUGAUUUUGCAUAUAACAUAACGAAAGUGAACGUGCAAAUGGUAAAAUUUGACAGUCACCUCGUGUCACCGCACCACCUAUUUAAAUUCUAUUUUCAUGCAUUUCUUGAUUCUCUGAGAGGUUUGGGAUGAAGCGUAUUCAUAGUGAAAAGAAACUUGGUAUCUUCUUCCGAAGGUUCCAACGCUCUCCCACUUUUUAAGCAUUUCUCUUCUUGUGAUCAUUGAUGGUGUUUGAGUGUUUUGUUCACCAUCUUCAUUCUUCUUCUAUGUUUUAUACUCCUUUUGCUCUCCUUUCUCUACAUGACUUAAUACAUCCGCUAAAUACUGAAAUAAAAAUAUUUCAAAUAUUUGUUUAUACGAAAAAUAAAAUAAAAUACUUUUCAUUUAAAAUUUCGCUUAUGUUGUUCUGAAUUUAGUACAUAAUUGCUAGGAUGCUGAAGCAAGGGUAUGACAACGUACAAUCAUGCACAAUAAGUGAAUUUUAGAAAACAUGUUACCUACUAUCAAUAAGAAAGUUGAGAAUCAGUACAUGCUGUAAUGAUCACCCCGAAAUCCGAAUCUAUAUUAUAAUACUAUGAGACUUUCGUUGACCCAUGAAAGGAAAGAGCUAAGCUAUGCAUCCAACAACAGUUGUUCCACCUGUUUCAGCUACUCCGCCACCAGCAUCUCCGACUACACCUCCACCAGCAGUUACACCAACCGUCUCACCACCGCCAGCUCCAAAGGUUGCACCAGUUAUCAGCCCAGCAGCUUCGCCUCCACAACCACCACAAAGCCCGCCUGUGCCAGCUCCAACAGUCUCACCACCGCUUGCAUCGGCCUCUCCCCCACCGGCAUCACCACCACCAGCAACUUCUCCACCCCCAGCUUCACCGCCUCUAGCGCUUACACCAAUAACUCUACCACCAGAACCAGCUCCUUCCAAGCACAAGAAAAAGCACAAACACAAGAGGCAUCACCAUGCCCCAGCUCCAGCACCAACUCCUCCAUGCCCUCCAUCUCCUCCACUUCUAACAGAUUCCCAGGACACGUCUCCAGCACUAUCACCAUUUCAGAACGCGAAUGGAGGAAAUGCCUUGAACCAGCUAGAAGGAAGAGUAGCAAUGUGGCUCAGCACCGUACUGGGAACUCUCCUCAUGCUGGCUAUCAGAGCCUAAGUCUCUAGCUUUCUUCUCACUAUAUCACCUAUGUAUCAACUCCAAAAGAUACAUUUUCCCUAUUGUAUACCAAACAUUUUGAUUAAAAAAUAAUACAUUUUUUUCUUCUCUAUUCUUUGCGGAAAAUAAAAUCAUAUCAAAUUUGAUCAGUACUUGAAUCCUUGGAGGUUUCUUUGCGGAAGUCAUACUCAACAAUGACCAAGAUUGUCAACCAGCUUAUGAUGCUUAAGAGUUAAGACAUCCACCACACUGCCAAAACAAAUUAAAAAAAAAAUUCUUUUAAAGACUAUCAUAUAACAUGUCUCUUCAGGACAAUUAAGCAAACCAAAGACUGGUGUACCUGGACAAAGACAAGGCCACGUUCAUAAGCCAAACGGUUGAUAAGCCGUUUAGUUCUCUCUCCGCAUGAGUUGCAACUGAACUCCACUUGCAAACUUCUUCUUCUUGGUAGUUUAAUAUCUACAGAAGCAACCUGUCCCUGCAUGAAAUUAACCAAAAAAAGUCAUCAGCGAGAGAAAGAGAGAAAGACACAAAACACCAACAUCAAAGAGCAAACUUCUCAUUGAGUUAACCUCUGAGGAGUCCUUUGAUUCUUCUUCUUCUAGAUCAGUGAGAGACCCUAAAACAGAAAACAACCGAUUCCUUUGCUCGUGUGGUCCCCUCCUCUAUCACAGCAACAGUUCUUGACCUGGAGAAACAGCAAAAGUAUGAGACUUUUGUUGACCCAUGAAAGGAAAGAGCUAAGCUUUGUUACCUGUGUUGAAGAGCCGAUGUAGGAAAGAGCUAAGCUCUGAUUAUCAUCUUCUACGUGAGACAAUAAAAAGAUGAUAAUCAGAAACAAUUAAAUAUAAAAAGAGCCAAAUUAACAGAUUCGAAAAAGAGUCUCUUCUGUUCGAGCAAUGGGAAACAAUAGGCUUGAGAAAGCCAUGGAGAUGUGACAGCCAUGGAGCUAAGCUCUGGUUCUCUUCCAGAUUACCAGCUUCAGUUUCAGCUUGCGACAGCCAUGGAGUUUCAGCAUUCAAAUUUCUCAACUUUUUUUUCCUAUACACGCUUCAUUUUUUCUUUAUUUUCAUGACGAGACUUUGAUAGUACUCAAAACAGAGUCGCAUAUAUAUAUAUCUUGUAAAUCAGGUUUCGUCUUGAAUUAAUUUAACAUUUAUUCAAAAAGAUAAAAGAGAUAGCCACAUAACUGUUUAGAUAAUCGCUUAAGUAUUUACCAUGGAAGAUUUAAGUAGAUGAUUUAGCCAGUGAAGGAUCUUAACCUGAAAAGGAGAUGAAGAAUUAACCAAAAUUUUCAACAUCAAAGACAUUUCAAAAAAAUCAAACAACAGUGAAAAUCAACUCAGGCUUUUGUUUAACAAACAUCAUUCCGAAAAAUAAAUCCGAAUUGACAAAUCUAGAGUGAAUCCGUCAAAUCCAGAGAUCAAGUAACUAAAUUCAAGCACUCCGGAAGAACCUUGCUUCUCCAUCACUUGUUGACACUCCUUUGCAGGGAAGAUACUCGAUCGACUUCUAUUAUUUCGAGACAAUAAAUUAUUGGAGUUUAUAGAAAACUGAACUCUAGUGGAAGAGGAAUCGCCUUCAAACGAAGGAUCUCGAAGGAGAUGGUAACCUAAUCAGCGAAAGGCGACACAUAUGAGGAUGGUAGCGGGCAGGAGAAACCCACGAAAGAAACCCAAAACCAGGAUCAAACCCAUAACGCGACAAUCUGAUAAUUUGACAUUUAAAAAAAUAAUAGAGGUGGGUCCCACAUGCUUGCCUACGUGGAUAGCUUAAGGAGCCUUGAAACUGGCUCAUUAUAAUGUUGAUUGUUUUAGUUUUAGGGACUUGUGUUUAUAACCCACGGAUAAGCAGAUGAAUGUUUUAUGCAUGUUCAUUAUGCAUCAUAAGCAGUUCUUUGGUAUUAUGGACAACAAAUUACUUGAGCCCAUUUGGAAUACGAGUGACGAGUUUUCUUGUGUGACCCCAUACCCAAUGUUUGGCGUCAAUACAUAUCCUUUGAACUUUCUUUGAACACGCGAAUCAACACACAUUGGCCUUCUCUAGCUUUCAUGCAAUUCCAUUAAAUGAAUGUAUAAACCAUUGAAAAAAUCUUAAGAUGUGUGAUGUGUCUGUUAUAGACAAAUGAACAUUGUACGUUAGGACUUAGGAUAUAUUUCUCCUUGACUGCUUCUAAGAUUGUCAGAAUGGUUUAUGUUGAAAUACUUGUGAAAUAAUAUCAAUAAUAAUACUUUUAGAACUGUCUAAAAGUAUACGUGGAAAAAACGAGCUUACGCAUAAAAAUAGUGUGAAUUUGGAGGCUAAUAUAAUUGGCCACAAUGCAAAUGUGCUGGAGUAUGUUUAGAGACUAAUGACGCGUUCAUCGGCAAAUCUAAGGACUAGCUAGAGUGUGUGCAAUUUCUUCUAAGCCCUUUUCCGACCUAUCUUUUUCCCAUUUCUUGUGACACUUCCUUUGUCUUACGUAUUUGCUUUAAUCUCUUGUCUGCAUGGGAUUUAUUAAUACUUUUGGUAUAGUUAGGUGUCAAGUACUUUUAUAUAAGCAGCGACGAUGAUCUUUAUGAUUCUUUAUAGAUUUAUAAUUAAUGCUUAAUAUAUAGCGUAUGAAAGAUUUCAUGAGGUCUAGUCGAUAUUUGUUGCUUGUUGUUAAAUACCAGUUUCUCGCCCCAUAAUCCUGCCCCAAACUAGGAUACACAAAAAAUUAGUAUCGUAUGAUGUUUUUAUUAUGUCGAAGUAAUUAACGGUGUAAACAACGAUAUUCAUUUCAAAGCAUGCGUGGCGUUAAAUUUUAUGAUUUGGUGUAGGUUAAAAUGUUUUAAUAGUAUUGAAAAAACCUCUUUUUGUUGAGUAUUGAAAAAACCUCAUAUCAAAUAUAUAGAUAUCUAAUUAAUGUUUUCUUCAUGGGCUCCUAUUAGGGCUGGGCAUAAAAUCCGAAAUCCGAAAUCUGAACCGAAUCCGAACCGAAACACCCGAUCCGUACCCGAUCCGAAAUGUAAAAAAUAACUCAAUGGAUCUUAUAGGGUGUUAUAAAACAUAUCUGAACCCGAAGUGUUAUUAACCGAACCCGAAUGGGUAACCCGAAAACCCGAAAAACCCGAAAACCCGAAAAAAUCCGAAGAAACAGAUCCGAAUGUCCAAAUUAAUAUAUAAUAUUUCAAAUAUUCAAUUUCAUAUUUAUUUGGAUAUGAUAUCUAACAAUAAGUAUUGAAAAUUUAAAUAAACACCUUAAAUACUCCAUUAUAUACAAUGAAGGAUAUAUUUCUUAUGUUUUACUUUUAAAUUUUAGAUUUUACUUUGGAUAUACCCGAACCGAUCCGAUAUACCCCGAAUCCGAAUGAUAUAUGGUUAUUUCGGACAUAUCUGAACCGAUCCGAAACGGAAGUGUUAUAUCCGAAUCCGAUCCGUACUUGUAAAUUUACUAGAAUGGGACCUAUGAGGUGUUAUAAAAUGGAACCAAAAUCUGAAAAACCCGAUCCGAAUCCGAACGGGUACCCAAACGCCCAUGCCUAGCUCCUAUGAUAGAUAUUUACAUAAUGAAUAUACUAUAAAUAGGAGAAGAAUAUUAUAUUUUCCACGGACCACGUGAACCAGAAACACAUAGGGAUGUUAUGCAUAAACGUCAAGUAUGCAAUAAUGCAUGUACGCAGCCUUUUAACGUCUUCUUCUCCAUCUUUCGUCUACAUCUUAUGAAAAUUCGGAAAAGUGAGAGGGCUAUUUCUAUUGUCUUUCUUACGAAAACAAUAUCGACUUUUUCACGUAUAUAUAUUAUUAGAUUAAAUAGAAUCCCGGGAAAUAUUGCAGACAUUAGGUAUUGACAAUUUGAUCAUCUGGGGUAUAUAUAGUUUAUAAUUUACAAUUUAAUUAAAAUAAUGAUUACUGAGUAAAUUAUUAGGAGUAUAGAUAAAAGAGCAAUUGAGGGAGACGGGCAUUGAUUUAUAUAUAUUUUUUGGCAUUGAUAUAUUUACAUUCAAAGUUGCCCAACAACUAUGAAGGAAAAGCGAAAACACAAGACAAACAAGGAAAUUAAAUUUGUUUAUUUCCAGUCCAUAUGAAAUGACCCUUUGUUCAACAUUAUCGACACUACCGUUUAGGAAAAAAGACAAAAAACAAAAAAUUGUAUAGUUGUAACUAACAUAACCUUUUUGAUAAUAAAAAAUAUAUAUUAUCAUUUCCCAUUUUAACGUUGUCCACCCUUUGGUUAUGUCAAUUUUCUGAAAUUCAUAUACAAAAUCCAAUCUACAUUUUUUUAAUCUCACGGUGGAGAAACUUCAAACCUUUACACACAAAUAAUUUAACAACGAACUAUGGCUUCGACUCACUACAAGAAAACACCAAUUUUGUAACUACAAGAAUAGUUGGAAGAUAGUUGCAACUAUAGAUAUUAUGACUAUUUUGCAACUACUUGAUUCAGUUAGAAAUAGCUCGUCGCAAAUAAUGUUGGUUGCAAAUUAGUCCCAAAAGAGCGACUAAAGUAAGACUAUAUAGUUAGUGGUAUAUUAGCAACUCGUUUGUAACUAAUGUCGUAGUUGCAAAAAUAAUUUGAGACCACGGUUUUGGUCUCCUAUUAGUUAGUAAAUAGUAGUUGCUAGUUAGUA